Molecule: messenger RNA, 2003 nt
Organism: Selaginella moellendorffii
Lineage: Eukaryota; Viridiplantae; Streptophyta; Lycopodiopsida; Selaginellales; Selaginellaceae
Product: serine carboxypeptidase-like 42
Exons: 10
Coding region: 542-1936 (464 amino acids)
Biological process (GO): proteolysis
Molecular function (GO): serine-type carboxypeptidase activity
Source: RefSeq, a predicted model, not a curated record
UUUCAAUCCACAGUGGAGCUCCCACUCUUUUUCUUCUUUUUGCUCUGAUAUUUGCAUUACUGCUCUCGCUCGUCGGGACGGGACGACAAGACAAUAUAUGUGUGUGUGCGCAAGUCGCACCUCCUUGACCUCUGCCUUGUUAUUCCCCUCCAUUUUGUUUUCCAGAAGUUGCUGCUCGUCUUGACUUGUUCGAUCCUGCUCCCUACCUCGUUCUUCGCAUAUCAUGUCAAGAUGGAACGUCCUCUCCUCGUCUUCGCCAUCGUCGUCUUGUUCGCAUCUCACCUCCCGGCGAUCCAACUUCGUCUCCGGGUCUGUCGCUGCAUCACAUGUCUUGACAGCCAGCACGCAAUUCCGAGCAUGAUCAAGCCAGCACCACCCCUCCAUGUCACCACCACUGUUCCCUGCUAAAACUCGUGCUUCUUCUUCCCCCAGUUUCUGCUCUCUCUCUCUCUCUCUCUCUCUCUCUCUCUCUCUCUCCUGAAAGAGCCACCAGCAGCAGUGAGUGAAUGAGUGGCGGCCGAGCACGAGAAGGAUCUUUGUGAUGAGCCGCCUUGUGCUGCUCCUGCUCGUGAUAGCGCUGCUUGUGCUUGUCCAGGUGAAAGGCGCACCCGAGAGUGAAUUAGUGUCGAGAUUGCCCGGGCAGCCGCACGUUUCGUUUAAGCAGUACGCCGGUUACGUGACUGUUGACAAGAACGCCGGCCGUGCCUUGUUCUACUACUUCGCAGAGGCCGAAACGAGAGCCAGCUCGCAGCCUUUGACCCUCUGGCUAAAUGGAGGUCCUGGUUGUUCCUCGAUUGGUGGAGGAGCAUUUACGGAGCUUGGACCCUUCUAUCCCAAUGCUUCUGGACAAGGGCUGUUAGUAAAUCGACGAGCGUGGAACAAAGUGUCCAAUAUGCUCUUCCUCGAAGCGCCUGCUGGAGUCGGCUGGUCCUAUUCCAACAAAAGUUCCGACUAUGAGCAAGUCACGGACAGGAUAACAGCCGUGGACACGCUAAAUUUUCUUCUCGGUUGGAUGGACAAGUUUCCCGAGUACCAGACGAGAGAUUUCUACAUCACCGGCGAGAGCUACGCAGGGCACUACGUUCCUCAGCUGGCCGAGUUGAUCAUCAAGCACAGCCAAGUCCCCGGAAACUACGCUUUCAGAUUGAAAGGAGUGGCCAUUGGCAAUCCGCUCCUCAACUUGGCCGUGGAUACAUCAGCGAUGUACGAGUACUUUUGGUCACACGGGCUCAUCUCGGACGAAACAUUCCAGGCGCUUUCCAACUCCUGCAAAUUCGAAGACUAUGAGCUCGGGCUCGCGGACCACAACGUUUCCAACGCAUGCAACGACGGCAUCCUCCAGUCCAACACUGAAGUUGGAAGAUUCAUCAACAAUUACGACGUCAUACUCGACGUCUGCCUUCCAUCAAUCUUCUUGCAGGAAGUGAGGCUCAAGCAACAGAUGGCUCAGAAAAGCUAUGGAGUGGACAUAUGCAUCGACAAGGAGAGGGACGUCUACUUCAACCUUCCAGAGGUGCAAAGAGAACUCCACGCGAACACAACUGGACUUCCAUACUCGUGGAGUAUGUGCACAGGGCCUGUGGACUACGCAAUGCAAGACGGAAGCACAAACAUGGUACCUCUUCUUGGAGACAUCCUCAAAGCGGGACUCCGCGUUUGGAUCUUCAGUGGAGACCAGGACUCAGUAGUCCCUUUGACAGGGACGAGAUCACUCAUUGGAGGCCUGGCAAAAUCGCUGGGAAUGCAAACCACACAACCAUACACGGCAUGGUACCAAGGUGGUCAGGUAGCUGGAUGGACUCAAAGCUAUGGCAACUUGACAUACGCGACAAUACGAGGAGCGGCCCAUAUGGUUCCCUAUGCCCAGCCGGAGCGCGCCUUGCUGCUCUUUCGGUCCUUCAUCCGGGGAAAUGCGCUGCCGAUCAAGAGCGCCUAGAAUCACACACACACCGCAUUCUUUCCAAAAUGUACCUAAAGAGAAUACAGAAAAAGACCUACCAGAA